Molecule: messenger RNA, 721 nt
Organism: Anguilla rostrata (American eel)
Lineage: Eukaryota; Metazoa; Chordata; Actinopteri; Anguilliformes; Anguillidae
Product: NEDD8-like
Exons: 4
Coding region: 179-445 (88 amino acids)
Biological process (GO): protein neddylation; regulation of proteolysis; modification-dependent protein catabolic process
Cellular component (GO): nucleus; cytoplasm
Molecular function (GO): ubiquitin protein ligase binding; protein tag activity
Source: RefSeq, a predicted model, not a curated record
UCUUCCGUUACACAGGAAUUGCAACAGAAUUGCGCGACGAGAGAAAUAUUCCGAGGGAAAUUGUUUGCUAUAAUUUUGUAUCGGUUGGGUCAUAGCUGAAUAAGUGAAUAAUCUAAAUAUUUUGUGCACCACUAUAAAUUAUUUAUUUUUCCGCAUUUAGAUACACCAAGAAUUCAAAAUGUUGAUUAAAGUUAAGACAUUAACUGGCAAGGAGAUUGAGAUCGAUAUUGAGCCAACAGACAAGGUGGAGAGGAUCAAAGAAAGGGUGGAGGAGAAAGAAGGGAUUCCACCUCAACAGCAGAGACUCAUCUACAGUGGGAAACAGAUGAAUGAUGAAAAGACGGCAGCAGACUACAAAAUCCAGGGAGGCUCAGUGUUGCAUCUGGUUCUGGCACUAAGAGGAGGGGCUCCCCACAGUCGCAGAAUUCAUCUGGCCCCCUUUUAACUCCCGACCUGCCUUGACCACCGUAGAGUGUCUGCCAGCAACACCACGCGCACAGCUUCGUCCAGAACUCUAUGUUGUUGAAAUUAAGCUCAUGCUAAUUGCAUUCUACCAACAGAUUCUCUGUCAUUGAGUUCUUGUCUAUAAUAUGUUAGAAAUCGGCACAUUGCCGCCCUUUAGAUUUACAGCUAGGAUGGGAAAGCACCGCGGUGCUGUUUGGUGAUUGCUGAGGGAAAUGAUGUCACUGCUUGAUGUGUUAAUUAAAGUUAAUGUCACCUG